Molecule: messenger RNA, 1770 nt
Organism: Drepanopeziza brunnea f. sp. 'multigermtubi' MB_m1
Lineage: Eukaryota; Fungi; Ascomycota; Leotiomycetes; Helotiales; Drepanopezizaceae
Biological process (GO): positive regulation of translation; nuclear-transcribed mRNA catabolic process, nonsense-mediated decay
Cellular component (GO): cytoplasm; nucleolus
Molecular function (GO): mRNA binding
Source: RefSeq, a predicted model, not a curated record
AUGGCAGGAAAUCGCACUCAAACAAAUGGAGUUCUGGCAAUCACACCGGCACAAGCAUCUGGAAAUGGAGCUAGACCAGUGCCAAUUAAGCCGAUGCCUGUCAAGCUGAAGACUGUAGUCAGAAGGCUGGCACCAGGCCUCACAGAGGACGAAUUUACUUCAGUUUUGGGAGAAGAAUGGAAAGCAGGACAGGGAAAGGUAGACUGGUUUCUCUACAAGCCAGGCAAAGAGUCAAAGGACGCAUCCAAGCCAUCGAAACCUUCACGGGCCUAUUUCCAUCUCACGAGCGAAACACACCUCCUAAGCCUCUCCGAUCACGUUCGACAAUCUAACUUCGAAGAUGCGCUCAAUACCUUCAACAGUGCUUGUCUUAUUGGGCCGCCAACUGUCGAGUUUGCACCUUACGGCCGUACACCAGCAGGUAGACGCCGUGUUGAUGCUCGUGCUGGUACAAUCGACCAAGACCCUGAAUUCAUGGCUUUCCUCGAGCAAUUGGCAAAUCCGACAACAGGGAAGGAGGCCAAUGGUGAUUCUCAGUUUGAUCUUGGAACUGCGAAGCAAGAGAAGGUUACCAUGACUCCCCUGGUCCAGGCGCUCAAGGACAAGAAGGCGAUCAAGAACAAGGAUCUGGCGGCAAAGGCAGCCAAAAAGCAAGAGGCUAACACCGCAAAGGGCAAACCUGUGAAGGAGUCGUCGGCCACCGAAGAUAAAAAGAAAGGCAAAGAUGUCAAGACGGACAGACUAGUUGAAAAGGCUGCCAAGGAGGCUGUCAAGAUUCUGAACAGGGAGACCGCUUCAAAGUCUUCUACAGCGCUGAAAUCCAGCACGGGAUCGAGUGCAUCCGGGUCAUCCUCUCCAAAGCCUGAUAGUGGUAAAGCACCAGGUCGACAACGACAAACUGUAGCAGCAGCCCAUAUUCGCAUGCUGCAGCGGGACCUUGGUCUGAGCCCAGCUCAAGCUCAUCGCCAAAUCAGACGAGACACGGCAGAUGCGCAAAAGGCUGAAAGAGCUGCAGCCAUAGAUAAAUCCAAGGAGAACAAGGACUCGAAUGCUUCUCCACGCCCGCAACAUACUCAAACCGCCCCCACUCCCCCCACUGCCCCCAAGUCUACUAUGAAUCAAGCAAAUGACCGAAAAGGACGUGGUAGGGGACCUUCAGAUAACAAUUCUGCCAAAUCAACCACAGCCAACAAUCCUCCCACUCCCAUGGUUUUGUUGAAGAAGCCUGAAGCUCAGCCUUCUCCUGCUUCCAGCUCAAAAACUCAAACUGUGAAGUCUGCACCUGCUGCUGUAGCUCGGAGACCUCCGCAAAUGGCCGCCCCGUCAGAUGGUGCUACACAAGCUUUCGUCAAGCAUGCUAACCCAUCUCAGGGGGUCACCGAAGCAUUGUUGAAGGAAGCAAUGGAGAGGUUUGGAGCAGUCAAGACUGUAGAGAUUGAUAGAAGGAAGGGGUUCGCAUAUGUUGACUUUGUUGAUACCGAUGGCCUGAAAAAGGCUAUGGCAGCAAACCCUAUCACUGUAGCCCAAGGUACCGUCCAGGUGAUGCAGCGAAAAGGUACAGCUCUGCCUCCGGAGAAGAAGCCUGCCAAUCCAGCUCCGAACGCUCCGAAUGCUCCUUCGUCCUCAAGAGGAGGCGGUCGUGGAAGUAGAGGUGGGGCCCCGGGGAGACGUGGUGGCCGAGCGGGUGGAAGAGGUGGUGGUGGUGGUGGUGGUGGUGGUGGUGGUGCAUCUUCAGCACCAUCCUCAGCACCUACCGGACCAGCGAAGUAA